Messenger RNA from Drosophila melanogaster (fruit fly), 453 nucleotides. RefSeq lists its product as uncharacterized. NCBI's taxonomy places the organism in Eukaryota, Metazoa, Arthropoda, Insecta, Diptera, Drosophilidae. Bases 10 to 426 code for a protein of 138 amino acids. The transcript is spliced from 2 exons. The record is from RefSeq and is marked reviewed.
GAAUCGAAAAUGCGACGGCUUGCUGUACACAUUGCCAUUCUCUACCUGUUUCAAUGGGAAAUAGGAGCGGUGCUGAAUAAAAUCAACGAACUGAAGUCCUGGCUCGACCAGAACGUAAAAGGGCGUCAGGACUCGGACACGAUUGACACACUUAUAAUGCUGUGCGUCAUAGAAAUGAAAGAAGGAAAGAAGCUUCCAGCUAAAAUUGCCAACUUUCGGAUAACCAACAAGAACACUGUGCAAAACUACAUAAUCCUGCCGACCAUUAAAAUUCCAAACAUUACCAUCAUCUUUGCAGAUGAAAAGUUACCUGUAUCAGCGCGAUCGAGAAAACAAAAUAUAGAAGAGAAACUAGAUACACUAAUUGGAUUUCUUAAAGACUGCAUAACCAAGAAAAUAAACCUACUGGAUUUCUUAGAGGAAUAAAAGAGCUACUGCUGCUAGAUGAACCUU